This is a messenger RNA of Paramecium pentaurelia, 368 nucleotides long. Lineage: Eukaryota; Ciliophora; Oligohymenophorea; Peniculida; Parameciidae. The record is from the annotation of a GenBank genome assembly.
AAUGAAUCCAAAUUCAUUCAAACUCUACAAAUCGAUUUGCUCUGCAGUGACAGCAACUGGUUUGUCAUUCACAAACUUUACAAACAAAACAUUUAUUGGAAGAUCAGUUUAAUAUCUUGAGUAUAUAAAAAUUUAUAUGAUUCAGCCAUUUGAUUUAUACUAAGGCACCAAGAUUAUCAUACAUUGAACAUUAUGCUCCAGUAUAUACACCUAAGAGAGUCACAUAUGCUGCCCCAAUCUGUAUAGCUUUAGCUGGCACUGUAUUAUUAGCUGAAGUAAGAAAUUCAUAAUAAAUUAUUGAUAGAUUGCUUGGACUAACAAUGCCAAAGAAUAAGCAAAUAAUUAUUUUGUUGCAACAAGAGAAUGAA